GUUGAGCCGAGUAAGUACGUCUUACCUUUACCGAGGCGAGUAAACACUCACAGAGAAAUGUAAGUAUGAGACAACUUACGUGCUAAGUAAUCAAUCAUGAAGUAUCCAAAUCGGUUGUUGAUGACUUAAAAAGACAGCGAGAGGAUGGCCCCAGAGUGCAAGGUAUGCCGCUGCAACUACUCCCAGGGUGAGAGGGCCCCGGUGGCUCUCUCCUGCGGCCACAGCACCUGCAGAGCGUGCCUCCAGCAUAUCUACACGGACACCAGGCAGCUCAAGUGUCCUACGUGCCGGGUCGUCCACACAGGAGCGCCUCUGAAGGAUUUGAAGGAUAAUUUCGAUCUCUUGGGCGAAGCCACGGUGGAGCAGCCGGGGGCACAGAGGGAGAAUCAGGACGCAGCGAAUCAGGCGGCGAGGAUACGCGUCAUCGUCAAAGACCUGACGGACAAACAGUUCAUCAUCACGGUCGACCCGAGGGACACGUUCCUACGCGUGAAGGAGACCCUCCAUGCGCAGUACGGCCUCGCUCCCGAAAACAUCAGACUUCUGUACAGAGGACAGCGACUGCAGGACGACAAGACACCGAGCUCGUAUAACAUCGUGGACGGCACGGUCAUCCAGAUGGCGACGAAAUACGAGGGAGGGGCGGGGCGCGAGGACCUCUCUGCCUCCGCUGACGUGGAGGCUUAAGUCUAUAGGCAAUGUCUCUCUUUCUGUGGCUGUCUGUCUGUCUGUCUCUCUUUCUCGCUGUGUCUCUGUUUAUGCCUUUCUUUUUCUCACUUUCUGUCGCUGAGUCUCUCUCUCUCUCUCUCUCUCUCUCUCUCUCUCUCUCUCUCUCUCUCUCUCUCUCUCUCUCUCUCUCUCUCUCUCUCUUCCCUUUCCUUACGGUCCUUAUUUUGUAAUCAUUUUGUUAAUAAUAAUCAUAUUCUAAUGUCUAUCAGUUAGUCUGUAAGUGAUUCUUUUUCGGAAUAAAUAUAGGAAUCCCGA
Penaeus chinensis is the source of this 984-nucleotide messenger RNA. RefSeq lists its product as uncharacterized. The record is from RefSeq and is a predicted model, not a curated record. Gene Ontology annotation, biological process: protein ubiquitination. Bases 145 to 687 code for a protein of 180 amino acids. Lineage: Eukaryota; Metazoa; Arthropoda; Malacostraca; Decapoda; Penaeidae. The transcript is spliced from 3 exons. Gene Ontology annotation, molecular function: protein binding; ubiquitin protein ligase activity.